ACAACCAUUCAUUAUCCACACGCACCCAGUAAACAAACACAACUAGAAGAGGUCCUUCCUCUCAACCAAAACAACACAUAGCAGAGAGAGAGCAACAAUGGCGUGGUCCUCAACAACCUUCUCUUUUGCUUUCAAAGUCUCACCCCCAAUUGCUCGCUCUUCUACUACUAGUCUUCGUACCACUCCUACCAUUGUUCGCCUCUCACAAUUCACCAAGAAAUCCUCACUCAACCUCAGUUCCUCACACACCAUAUCUGGCUUCUUCCCAAUCCUUCCUCGUCUCAACUUUCCCACUCCAAACCCCCCAUCUCUCACCGUCGUCUCUGCAAAAGGCUACAAAAUGAAAACCCACAAGGCUUCGGCGAAGCGAUUUCGAGUCACGGGUAGUGGGAAGAUUAUGAGGAGGAGAGCUGGGAAGCAGCAUUUGCUUGGAAAGAAGAAUACCAAGAGGAAAUUGCGACUCUCCAAGAUGCUACAAGUUAACCGCAGUGACUAUGACAAUGUCAUUGGUGCCUUGCCAUAUCUGAAGGGAUGAAGUACUGGACGAGCUCUACAUAUUGAACGGUUCUGAUUAUUGAAACGGGACUCGUGGUGAGUUCUACAGGUCCAACAGAUCCAACAGUACGGUCUAGUCCACUUUGUGGACUGGAGAAAUGCCCAUCCCUUUCUCUUACUGUAAGGUCUCUCCUAAAUGGCCAUUCUGUGAUAAUGUUAGGUUCAUUACCUCCUAACAUGUUUGCUAUGGUCAAUUGCAACUUCUUUUCACAACACAGUUGUAAUCUAACCUAGGGGAGGGGAGGGGAGGUGAGACUCGAAACCCAGACUUGGGGUCUAGUAAAAGGGGCCCUUACCACUUGGGCUACCCUUUUGUCUCAACUGCAUAAUGUUGUUGAGAGCAAGGCAGGCAAGUGGUAUGACAAAGAACUGAUGAAACUUUUGAGUUUUAUAUAAAUGGAUUGCAUAGUGCUCUUAUUAAAUUCCUAUUAAUAGUGAGAGAUCUAAUAACACAUGCAUGCUAUUUUCUCCUA
Messenger RNA from Camellia sinensis, 1028 nucleotides. The record is from RefSeq and is a predicted model, not a curated record. NCBI's taxonomy places the organism in Eukaryota, Viridiplantae, Streptophyta, Magnoliopsida, Ericales, Theaceae.